AUGUUAGUCACAUUUAAUUCAAGAACCAAAAAUCCUACUUCGAAUAACGAUAACGAAAAUACAGCUAAUAGAAUCAAUUUGAAUUCAAAUGGACCAACAACAAAAGUUAAACAUGAGCAUACAACAAAUAUGACACCAUUUGUUAAUACAACAAAACCCUCAGUAUCCACAAGUACUACGAAUUCAAAAGUAUCAAAACCAAUUCAUAAUAAGUCUACGUCAAACUCAACAACUACACCUUCAAUUUCAAUUUCAAAUUCCAACAUAAAUCGAAUAAACAAUUCAUCAGAUUUUCAUUUAUUUAAAGAAAAUUCAAGAUCAAAACUAGGUUGUUUAACUUGUAAAAUUCGAAAGAAGAAAUGUGAUGAAUCUAAACCAAAAUGUGGAGAUUGUAAUAGAUUAAAUAAAAAUUGUUAUUAUAUCGAUUAUCAUAAUAUGAAUAAUGAGGAAAUAAAAGAAUUAAAGAAAAAAGUUGAGAAUGAAGAAAGUUCAAAUAAAUUAAGGAAACGGAAAAUAAAGUCAAAACCAAUCAAGAUUGAAGAUGAAAAAGACAAAAGAUCUCCAAAUAUUCAUUUAAAUUCAAAUCUUAAAAAUGGUAUGUUCAAUAAUAUUGGAAUUACAAGCGUCAAUGAGGAUAACAAGUCAAAAGUAUAUGGCUAUGUAUCUGAUGUAAGGUCAACGACUUCUGGAACUAUUUCAGAUUCAUCAACAAAUACAACAAAUUAUCAACUGACAAAUACAAGUGCUAUACCCUCGUCUACUACUCCUAACUUGACUAGUAUCCAUCCAAUAUCUCAAGUUACAUCACCAAUAAGAAUGAACUCUCCAACAAUUCAAAGUUUAAUGAAUCCAAUGGAAGAAACACAAACAAGUGAGAUUCAAGAAACCAACAACCUUUCAACUAAUCCGAUCCACCGAAUUACUCAUACAGAACCUUUAGUUCAAGAGAAAGAUUUACAGAACUGCUUACCAGAGCUGAGUCCAUUACCAUUAACAACUAUAGAUCCAUUACAUGAUUUCUCAAUAAAAGGUUCAAACCUGUUUCCAGUCAAUUCCCCAUCUCCAAUGGCAUUUUUAAAUCUACUACGUGACUUGAAUGAAUCAAAUGGUAACAACUGUAACAAUACUUAUAAACACCGUAGCUCAAACCAAUUAGAAGAAACAGAAGGCAAUGAUGAUGGCACUGAACAAUCGUAUAGUCAAGAACUUAGACAAUUCAUAUCAUCACCUGAUUUUUCAUCAAUGGUAGAAUCUUUUGAUGAUAAUUCUCAUAAUCUGCAUUCAUACAAUGAACUAAUAUCAAAUUUAAAUGCUCAUUUAACUCCAAUGCCUCAAGCAUCAUUAUAUAUCCCUGAACUAGCUGAUCCUCAAUAUUAUUUUUUAUACUAUUAUUAUGUUGAUGUUGUAUCUAGUAAAAUAUCAGUAGCUCCAGUAACUCAAAUUGGUUCAAAUUCUUAUCAAAAAGUAUUUUUACCAUUAGCUCAUAAAGAUAAAGGUGUAUUUUAUAGUAUAUUAGCAUGGGCUAGUUAUCAAUUAGGUGGAGAAUGGAGUUCAGAAGCUAUUAAAUUUGUUAAAGUUGCAAUGUAUCAUUUUAAUAAUUCCAAAGAAAAUAAUCGAACAUCAAUUAUAAAUAAAUUAGCAACUUUAUUAAUUUUAUGUGGUGCUGAAAUAUGUAAUGGUGAUGUUAAAAAUUGGACAAUAUAUUUAGAAUGGGGAGCAAAACUUUUAAAAACAAAUGGUGGAAUAUUAAAAUUUAAUAAAUCAAAAGAAGAAAAUUGGUUAAUUACUAAUUUUGCUUAUCAUGAUUUAUUAGCUAGUUCAACUAGUGAAAGAGGUACUUAUUUUGCAGCUAAUGAAUAUGAUAAAAUAUUUGACGAUCAUGAUAAUUUUUUACAAGGACAAAUUCAUUCUUUAUUAGGUGUUUCAAAAAGAUUAUUUACAAUUAUUGGAAAUAUUUCAACUUUGUUAUAUGAAAGUAAAAAAAUUUUAAAAGAAUAUUAUACAAGAGGUGUAAAUAAUCAUUUUGAACAAAGUAAUGAAUAUUUAAAUAAAUUUGAUGAUGAAGAUAUACUUCAAAAUGGUAAUGAAGGUGAUGAUGAAUCAAUUAUGAGUGAUCAUACAAAAGCUAGUAAAUUAUUAUUAAUUGUAAUUGAUCAAGCUAAAAAUUUAGAAAAAGAAAUAGAUGAAUCAAAACCUGAUAAAAAUAAUUUAUAUAAUUUAUCUGAUCAAGAUUUAGAAUUACAAUUAACAUUAUUUGAAGCAUUUCAAAUAAGUGCUAAAUUGUUUCUUAGAGAAUCAGUUUUAAAAUGUAAUCCAUCCCAUUUAGAAUCACAAAUAUUAAAUAAUGAUCUUAUUAAAUGUCUUGAUAUUUUAAUUGGUACAUCAGUUCAAUCAUCAUUAGUAUUUCCUAUAUUUAUAUCAGGUAUACAUUGUGUUUCUAAACAUGAUAAAGAACAAAUGAUUUUAAGAGUUGAUUCUUUUAUUAAAUUAUAUGGAAUGUUUAAUGCUAAUAGAGUUAAAGAAUUUAUGCUUAGAAUAUGGGAUUUGAAUUCUAAUGGUGAUAAGGUUGUUGAUUGGCAUGAAAUGUUGAAAGAAUUAGGUUGGGAUAUAAAUUUUGCUUGA
Molecule: messenger RNA, 2622 nt
Organism: Lodderomyces pseudojiufengensis
Lineage: Eukaryota; Fungi; Ascomycota; Pichiomycetes; Serinales; Debaryomycetaceae
Gene: UGA3
Product: Uga3p
Exons: 1
Coding region: 1-2622 (873 amino acids)
Biological process (GO): positive regulation of transcription by RNA polymerase II
Cellular component (GO): nucleus
Molecular function (GO): DNA-binding transcription factor activity, RNA polymerase II-specific; zinc ion binding; transcription cis-regulatory region binding
Source: RefSeq, a predicted model, not a curated record